AUGAAGCUCUUUCACCUUCCAAGAGCGCGCCAACGCUCCCGCCCUACCAUGACACCCACGCGAACGCGCAAGCCGACCCGCACAUCCAAGCCCGACAACAGUAUCUUUUUCCUCCAGCUCGUCAUAUGGACACUCGUCGCCGUCCUCUUCGACGCUUUCUCCGGCGUGUCGGCGGUCACAGCUCCGCCUUCGGUCGACGCCGCCGCAGGUCUGGUCGACGACCCGAAUGCCAGCACGCCCGCAGCCGUCCACCACCGCGAGCUCGUCCGUCCGGGCAGGCACCACCAACUCGCCUCGGCUGGCUCUCGCUUUCGCAGCAUUCCACCCGCUCGCCCAGCCUCUGUCUCCGACCUCGUGCUCGCCAAAACCGUCGUUCUCACCACCGUCGAGGGUGGCCUCUACGCACUCGACCGCGAGACAGGCAAGCAGCUCUGGUCUCUCUCACCGCACUCCAGCCACGAAUCAGACUCACUCCUCCGCCCUCUUGUCACCGCACUCUACGGCAAGGAUCAAAAGUCGUUUGCCGAGCUGGCCCAGGGCGGCCGCACCUUCGCUUCUCCACUCAGCGAAUCCUCCCCGCUCCUCGACAACGGCGGUAUCUACAUCGUCGAGCCCUCUUCGGCGGGUGACAUCUACGUGCUCUCCUCCGCAAACCCCGGCGCAGGCUCCGCAGCCUCCCUCAGCGGCGAGCCGGGAAGCGUGCAACUCGACAAACUCCCCCUCACCCUCCCACAGCUUGUUGAACUAAGCCCUUUCUCGUUCGCAGGUGACGACACGCGUGUAUUCGUGGGUCAGAAGCAGACCACCCUCGUCGAGCUCAACAUCCACACCGGCGAGCUCGGCGCUGUCUUUGGAGGCCGACAGGCCGGCGUCUGGUGCGGCGCUCAGACUCACGACCUCGAUCCAAAUCCGGAUGUAUCAUCCGCGCGAGGCGGUUCCAGCCACUCCUAUCCCGACGCCGAUGCCUGCAUCGACGACGAGACCACCCUCUCUGGCUCGUCGUCCAAGUCCACCUCGCAGCUCGCCUACAUCGGCCGCACCGACUACACGCUCAACAUUCACUCGCGAAGCUCCCCAGAGGCCCUGCAGACCCUCCACUUCAGCACCUUUGCUCCCAACGCUGGCGAUCGAGAUGUUCAGAUCCUCUGGGCACAGGCUGAUCAUCCGGAUCAUCGCGCCAUCCUCGGCAUGCCCGAAGAGGGUAGCGUCGUCUGUUUCAACCUCACCGAGGCCGACCGUGCCUCACGCCACGGCGCUUCGCACGACGACGGCACCCGUGCGCUGUGGUCCAGCGAGCUGCGCGCCAGCCUUGCUGGCGUGUUCGACGUCGUCUAUCCCGCACCGCACUUGCAGAACACCAAGUCGCUCAGCCGGCCGAUCCUCGUGCCGCAUCCCUCCAUCCCGCUCCAUCGCAUCUUCCCGCAGAUCGGAGACGGCCGCGAUCAAGAGUCAGGUGGCUUUGGAGACGCGAGUCCGCUCCGUCGCUCUGCUUAUCUCGGCAUUGCUGGCGACAGCCUCUAUGCGAUGAGCUCGCAUCGCUUCCCAUUGGUGGCCUUCACCUCCAGGGCUGCCGCCGGCCUUCCCGAUGGAUCAAGCUCGCCAUCAGACAGCCAGACGUGGACACCAGGCUUGCCACCCUCGCAGCGCGAUUGGGCGCAUCAAGGCCAGCAGAAGUGCGCCUCGUUCGGAUGCUGGCUCGGCAGCUACUCGCUUCAGGUGGACCCAUCGGCGGAAGGCAGGCUGCGAGACUCUCUCUUGGGAUCUCAUCCAACUCUCGAGAUCGAUGGCGGCCAGCCCAGGCUCAGCAUUGGAGACCGACCCGCCUUUGGGUCUGAUACCCGCCCUUCCAAUGUCAACGAGUCGGAGCAGUCGUCCUCAGCCUCUUCGCAGCCGUCGCGAACGCCAGCGGGACGCAAGAAAGCAUCGCCGAAAACCCGCAGACCCGGCAGCCGAGGAUCUCCCGAUGACUCGGACGCCGAUUCGAAUUCAGACUCGGACACCUCGUCGGGCAAGCCGAGACGACCCUCGGACCCUCUCUCGGACGGCUCUCCUCGCAGCUGGAAGGCACGUCUUGCCAUCGUCCUUCUGCAAGUGAUCGGUGUCCUGGUCGUCUCGGUCUUGGCGGGUGCCACCUAUCUUGGCUUGCAGGAGCAGAAGGCACGCGCCGAGCGACAGGCGGCCGAGAUCGCAAAGGGCGUCGUCUGGAUCCCUGUUCUCAAAGAAGACGAGGCCGGCUUCGCCGGCGAGGCGGGCGCCGAGAAGAUCCGUGCCGAGGAGGAGCGUCAGCUGCAACAGGCGAUUGCCCUGUCGAAGAAGGAUGUCGCUUCUUCCUCCAAGUCGACGCCCGCUUCAGGUAGUUCUGCUCGCGCUGUCUCCGCCGAAGUCAACGAGGACGACGACGAAGACGCCGAAGAGACCCAAGAAGGCGCGGGGUCAUCCAGCAAGAAGAAGCAGAACAAGCGCAGACGCCGCGGAAAGCGCGCAGGCGCCGCAGUUGCAGCCAAGGCUGCCAAGACCAGCGGAGCCGAAGGCAGCCCAGAGCCUGUGGACGCCAACGAAGCAGCUGAAGCGGAAGCAGACGGAGACGACGAUGCGAAGGCCUCAAAAGCGGCGGAGGAUCAUGACAUCGUGGCUGCUACGCCGUCGCGACCUUCGAAAGCGGCGAAAGAAUCGGAGCCGAGCUCGGCGUCCCGGACCAGCGUGUCGGACAGCGUUUCGUCGAAUUCGAAUGACGACGAAGAACCGCUCACGCCGCGCAAGCAGCCCGCGGAGAGAAGAACGAGCAAGGGCAAUGGCACCAGCACGCUGCGGUCGGCGAUCAAGGCGAGCGACAGUCUACAGCGUGCGCAGGAUCUCAUGUCUCCUCAAAUGCGCUCGCCCUUGCUCAACACGGGCUGGGGCGGAUUCGAAGAGGAGGACGCCGCCUCGGUCGGCAGAGCGGCUGCCCAGAUUGCCGCCUCCGGAGCGAGCCAAUUUGCGGGCGCUGCACCGAACAACGGCAUCAGCACGUCGUCGCUCAGCAUCUCGGACGAGGUGCUCGGCUACGGAUCCUCGGGCACGGUGGUGUUCCGUGGCACGUUCCAAGGAAGGGCGGUGGCAGUCAAGCGGCUGCUGCGUGACUUUGUCCAUGUCGCCUCCAAAGAGGUGUCGCUGCUCGAGUCGGCCGACAACCAUCCAAACGUCAUUCGCUACUUCUACAAGGAGCUUACGCCGAGCUUCCUGUUCAUUGCGCUCGAACUGUGUCCGGCAAGUCUUGCCGAGGUGGUCGAGCGACCGGCCGACUAUCGCGAUCUCAGCAACCUGCUGGACCCCAAGAGGGCCUUGCAUCAGAUCACGUCGGGUCUGCGACAUUUGCAUUCGCUUUCGAUCGUGCACCGCGAUAUCAAGCCGCAGAACAUUCUGGUGGCGACGUCGACCAAUGGCAAGCAUCUCAAGAUGCUGCUCUCGGACUUUGGACUGUCGAAGCGCCUGGACGGCGGGGCGCAGACGAGCUUCUCGCAGACGGUCAACAAUCCGGGCGGUACGGUCGGCUGGCGAGCGCCCGAAAUCCUGCGCGGCGACGUCAACCUCGACGCCGGCUCCGAGUCCGAGUCGUCGAUGGGCAACAACCCCAAGGCGAGCUCUUCGAGGGAGGAGAAGCAGCGCCUGACGCGCGCUGUGGACAUCUUUGCGCUCGGAUGUCUGGCGUACUAUGUACUCUCGAACGGCGACCAUCCGUUCGGGUCGCGGUUCGAGCGCGAGAUGAACAUCAUCCGCAAGCGCGUCGACCUCUCGCGACUCGACGGGCUGGGCGAAGAGGGGCACGAGGCGCAGGAUCUGGUGCUCAACAUGGUCUCGCACGACCCGAGGCAUCGGCCGUCGGCAGCCGAGGUGCUCACGCAUCCGUACUUCUGGGAUCCGAACAAGCGGCUCAACUUCUUGCAGGAUGCGUCGGACCGAUUCGAGAUCAUGGACAAGGAUCCGCCCACGGCGGCGCUGGUGCUGCUCGAGUCCAAGGCGCGCAACGUGCUCGGCACCGACUGGCAUCGCCGAUGCGACAAGAUGUUCCUCGACAACCUCGGCAAGUUCCGCAAGUACGAUCCGGCGUCCGUGCAAGACCUGCUGCGCGCCAUGCGCAACAAGAAGCACCAUUACCAGGAUUUGCCCCCAACACUCAAAAAGAUUCUGGGGAGCUUGCCGGAUGGCUACCUCAACUACUUUACAAGGAGGUUCCCCGAACUCUUCCUGCACGUGUACAACACGGUGGUGCAGCAGCCGCUGAUCCGGACCGAACCGGUGUUCAGGGAGUACUUCCACUGCGCGGAACCGGAGCACUAG
Molecule: messenger RNA, 4317 nt
Organism: Moesziomyces antarcticus
Lineage: Eukaryota; Fungi; Basidiomycota; Ustilaginomycetes; Ustilaginales; Ustilaginaceae
Exons: 1
Coding region: 1-4317 (1438 amino acids)
Biological process (GO): mRNA processing; protein phosphorylation; intrinsic apoptotic signaling pathway in response to endoplasmic reticulum stress
Cellular component (GO): IRE1-TRAF2-ASK1 complex
Molecular function (GO): ATP binding; RNA endonuclease activity; protein serine/threonine kinase activity
Source: RefSeq, a predicted model, not a curated record